AUGAAUGGCUUCGCAACGCGUGGCCUCGACGAGGAUGCGUUCGGAGAGAAGUCCGGGCUGCAGGCUGGCCUGAAGACAUUCGAUGCAUUUCCCAAAACCAAACCCUCCUACACAGCUCCCUCCCGGCGAGGCGGCCAAUGGACCGUCCUAAUCCUCCUCAUCUGCACCGUCUUCUCCCUCUCCGAAUUCAAAACCUGGUUCAAGGGCUCCGAAAACCACCACUUCAGCGUCGAAAAGGGCGUCUCACAUGACCUCCAGCUGAACCUCGACGUCGUCGUCCAGAUGCCCUGCGACGCGCUCCACGUCAACAUCCAAGAUGCUUCCGGCGACCGGAUUCUGGCCGGUGAGCUUCUGAAGAAGGAUCCCACGAGCUGGAAGCUCUGGAUGGACAAGCGCAAUUCCGAUCAUGAGUAUCAAACGCUUAGUCAGGAGGAUGCGAGUAGACUCGAGGCGCAGGAGGAGGACGCCCAAGUCGGACAUGUGCUUGGUGAGGUGCGGAGGAAUCCGAGGAGGAAGUUCCCCAAGGGCCCGAAGCUGAGGUGGGGGGAGAAGGCCGAUUCUUGUCGGAUUUAUGGGAGUCUGGAGGGGAAUAAGGUGCAGGGGGAUUUUCAUAUUACGGCCCGUGGACAUGGGUAUAGGGAUAUGGGGGGACAUUUGGACCAUGGGACCUUCAACUUCUCCCACAUGAUCACCGAACUCUCCUUCGGCCCUCACUACCCAACCCUCCUCAACCCCCUUGACAAAACAAUCGCAACCACCGAAUCCCACUACUACAAGUACCAAUACUUCCUCUCCGUCGUCCCCACCAUCUACUCCAAGGGCCACCAAGCCGCCCUAGACAGCACCCUCAGCUCCAAGCCCUUGCACUCCAAAAACGUCAUCUUCACAAACCAGUACGCGGCCACUAGCCAAGCCGCCGAGCUCCCCGAAUCUCCCUACUACAUACCCGGCAUCUUCUUCAAGUAUAACAUCGAGCCGAUCCUGCUGAUGAUCAGUGAGGAGCGGGGUAGUUUCUUGUCGCUGUUGAUACGCCUCGUUAACACCGUUUCUGGGGUGAUGGUUACUGGGGGGUGGGUUUAUCAGAUUGCGGGGUGGGCUGGGGAGCUUGUUAGGAGGAAGAGGAGGGGACGGUCGGAGGGAGUGCUGGAUGGGAAGUUGGCGGAGGAGUAGAUGGUUUCUUUUUUGGUUUUGGUUUUGGUUAUGGUUUUAGAUUUGAAUUUAAUUGGUGUUUUGCGUUCGUUGAUUAGGGUUAUGGGGUGUUUAUUUAGUAAACGUUGGUUUUUGGUAGCUUAGAUAGCUGGGCUGUUUUAUGUAUAUUGUUGUGGUUUUACUUUAUUAAAUAGUAGAUAUCAGUACAGCCAUCGAGGAAAAGAUAAGAUG
This is a messenger RNA of Aspergillus alliaceus, 1380 nucleotides long. Its product is annotated as endoplasmic reticulum-Golgi intermediate compartment family protein. The transcript is spliced from 3 exons. Gene Ontology annotation, biological process: endoplasmic reticulum to Golgi vesicle-mediated transport; retrograde vesicle-mediated transport, Golgi to endoplasmic reticulum. Gene Ontology annotation, cellular component: endoplasmic reticulum membrane; Golgi membrane; endoplasmic reticulum. The record is from RefSeq and is a predicted model, not a curated record. Lineage: Eukaryota; Fungi; Ascomycota; Eurotiomycetes; Eurotiales; Aspergillaceae. The coding region runs from base 1 to 1170 and encodes 389 amino acids.